UUUUGAAAGAAAAAAAAAGGGUAAGGAGAAAAAUACUUAUCGAACUUUUGUUAUUAUGCUCCGUGUUAGCCAAAAAGUUGAUAAAUAAGGCAAUAAUAGAUAACGUUAACAAUAAAGUUUAUGUAGUUUUCAUAUGAAACAGUUCUUGAUAGUAGUACUGUUAGGGUAUGACUAGAUUAAUUUUACAAAAUAACUGAUUAAUAUUAAUUAUAUUCGGUGAUAUGUCAAAAAUGUCUACGUCGAGUUCUUAACUUUUCAAAACUAGACAGCCCCCAAAGGCAAGAACAUGGUCAAAACAAGUUAAACAAGAAAUAAAACAGACAGAGAAAGAAACUCAAAAGUGGCUUCUUUCUCAUCUAUCUAAAGCUUUUCUCCUUCUCUUUUCUGGUUUCAAACUUCACAACAUUUCAGUUCUGCCUUUAUCAUGGAUCGUCAUGAUAUAGAAAAGAGAUUCACGGUGGUGAUUGAUAACAGACGACUAAACCAAUCUGGAUCAUCAUCACUUUUCACCGGCUUCGCGAUCAGCUCUAUAACUCUGAUCGUGGUUACCACGUUUGCUCUAAUGUCUAGUUUCUCGAUGCAACCGCAAAGAGAUUUCUCAGGGGUGAAGAUAGAUAUCAAGAGAGUGAUUCCACACUUACCUCUGAGCUCUGAGAAAGAAGGUGAAAGAAGUGAUCUGCUCAAACAACAGACACAAGUAAACGAGAAGCUCCAAGUUAUCGAGGUUUUUAGUGGAGAUAACUUGUCUGACAAGUUUCAAAAGAGGGUAAAUGAGUUUGUCGGUGAUGGAUGUGAAGUCAACUUUAUCAUGACAUGGAUAUCACCAGCAGAGUUCUUCGGCAAUAGAGAGCUUUUAGCUAUUGAAAGUGUCUUUAAAUCUCAUCCUUAUGGUUGCUUGAUGAUCUUAUCCGCAACCAUGGAUUCUCCUCAAGGUUAUACAGUUUUGAAACCGUUUCUUGAUCGUGGUUACAAAGUUCUUGCAGUCACACCAGAUUUACCUUUUCUACUCAAAGGAACCGCUGGUGAAUCGUGGCUCGAGGAAAUAAAGACCGGUAAAAGAGAUCCCGGAAAGAUUUCUUUAGCUCAGAAUCUCUCAAAUCUCAUGAGGCUUGCUUACUUAUACAAAUAUGGAGGUGUUUACUUAGACACAGACAUGAUUGUUCUAAAAAGCUUCAAAGGGCUUAGAAACGUGAUUGGAGCACAAACACUUGAUCCUUCAUCGACAAAUUGGACAAGAUUGAACAACGCGGUGCUAAUAUUCGACAAGAACCAUCCUCUGUUACUCAAAUUCAUAGAAGAAUUCGCGAAAACUUUCAAUGGAAACAUAUGGGGAUACAACGGACCAUACCUUGUUUCCCGAGUGGCUAGAGCUGUGGAAGGAUCAAGUGGUUAUAACUUCACCGUCAUGCGACCAUCUGUGUUCUAUUCGGUAAACUGGCUCGAGAUUAAGAAGUUGUUCAAAGUGGCUAAAACAGAGAAAGAUUCGAAAUGGGUCAAAAUCAAGCUUCUUCAUAUGCGGAAGAGUGGCUAUGGUUUGCAUCUGUGGAAUAAGUUUAGCAGGAAAUAUGAAAUUGAACAAGGAAGUGCCAUGUGGAAACUGGUUUCAGACCAUUGCAUUAUCUGUGACAUUGGUUCUGCUUCAUAGUCUAUUGUUUGAAUUUGUUCCAUUAAUCCACAUACUGUAGAUAACUUGUUGUAUAUAUAUAUAAGAAUGAAAAACCUUCACGU
Molecule: messenger RNA, 1728 nt
Organism: Arabidopsis lyrata subsp. lyrata
Lineage: Eukaryota; Viridiplantae; Streptophyta; Magnoliopsida; Brassicales; Brassicaceae
Product: lactosylceramide 4-alpha-galactosyltransferase
Exons: 1
Coding region: 425-1645 (406 amino acids)
Source: RefSeq, a predicted model, not a curated record